Molecule: messenger RNA, 1745 nt
Organism: Colius striatus (speckled mousebird)
Lineage: Eukaryota; Metazoa; Chordata; Aves; Coliiformes; Coliidae
Gene: GNG10
Product: G protein subunit gamma 10
Exons: 3
Coding region: 132-338 (68 amino acids)
Biological process (GO): G protein-coupled receptor signaling pathway
Cellular component (GO): heterotrimeric G-protein complex
Molecular function (GO): G-protein beta-subunit binding
Source: RefSeq, a predicted model, not a curated record
CCUCCCCGGGGCGGCUCCGCGGCGGCCGUGGGGAGCCAGGCCGCGUCCAGCGACGCCGCUGCUUCCAUCUGUCCAUCCGUCGGUCCCUCGCUCGAUCCCUCUCCCUGGCUCUCCGUCCCUCGGCCUUCGCCAUGUCGUCGGGCGGCAGCCUGAGCACCCUGCAGCGGCUGGUGGAGCAGCUGAAGCUGGAGGUGGCCGUGGACAGGAUGAAGGUCUCUCAGGCAGCUGCAGAACUCCAGCAGUACUGUAUGCAAAAUGCCUGCAAAGAUGCCUUGCUUGUUGGGGUUCCUGCAGGGAGCAAUCCCUUUCGAGAACCCCGAUCUUGUGCUCUACUCUGAAAUCAGGGAAGCUCAUGGGAGAGUUGCCUUCAAGCAUGACAUGAAUAACAACUGCCCUUCCUACACAAGAAGAGUCUCCCUCUGUGUCCUAACUAAAUUUAGCAUGGCUGCAGCGAUGUCCUAGAUAUUUAUCUGUUUGUUCCUGUGUACACUUCACUAUCUUUUGUUAAUGACCUUAAAGUUUGUUAAUGUGACUCUUAUUCUUUUCAUAAUCACCACCAUUGUUACUACACUAUCCUAAUUAUACAAACAUUAACUUGAGAAGUUUACAUUUUAGAAAGGAAAACCUUGUUUUUUUCCAAAUUAUUUAUUUCUAUCUUCGUGAAGACCUGGAACCAACUGGAAUUUUUUUCCAAGUGCUUCUAAGUCUGUAAAUGACACAGAUCAGAAACUGCUGGACACAACACGUGGCAUAGGCUUGAUUCCUCAGGCAUGUUUCUUACAAGGCUUCUGAUUGGUAAUAGUCCUAAUUUGUAUUUGUAACAGGCGGCACUUCCUUGUGUUGGGGUUUAACCCAAACCAGCAACUAAGCGCCACUGAUCACUCCUUCUGCUCUCAGCAGAAAAGAAGGAGAAACUUGUGGGUUGAGGUAAGAACAGUUUAAUAACUAAAAGGAAGUGUAACAACAACAAUAAUAAUGAAGAAAAUACAGAAAUGAAAGAAAUCAGACCCAAGACAGACAAGUGCUGCCCAGUGCAGUUGCACCCACCCACUGACCUUUGCCCAGACAGUCUUCAAGCAGCAAUAUUCCCUUCCCCACCAGCGCCUCCCAGUUUUUGUACUGGGCAUGAUGUCCUGUGGUGUGGAAUAGCCCUUGGGCUAAUUUGGGUCAGCCAUCCUAGCCAUGCUCCCUCAGCUUUUUGUGCACCUCCUCUCUGGCAGAGCAUAGGAGACUGAAAAAUCCUACACCUUUGUUUCCCCGAGUCAAGUCUGUCUUGCCCAAGGGCCAUAACUGGUGUGUGAUUCCUCCUUGUCCUUGUCACAACCCACAAGACCCUUGGCCAUCUUUUUCUCUCUCCGUCCCACUGCUAGUGGGGAGGACUGAGCCAGUGACUGUCCUUAAGCCACAAUUGUUACCAACAUUAUGGUCACACUAAACGCUUCACACAGCAGUGUACCAGCUACUGGGAAGGAAAUUAAUUUGGUCCCAGCCAAAUCCAGAACACCUUGACAGGUGUAAAAUGUGGCAAAACAGGCACUAAGAGUCCAUGAACACCCAUAGGUAGGUGCAUGCGUAAUUGUCAAGCAAUACAUAGGACUUAAAAAAUGUACUUGGUCAUUUGCCUUCAGUUUUUUAUAGAGCACUUUUACAAGGACAGAUAACUUUUAAAAUAGGUUUUUACUUUUGCCUACUUUGUAUUGUUUGUAUUAAUCUUUCAGAAGUUUGAAAUAAAAGUCUUUUCCCUA